Messenger RNA from Siniperca chuatsi (mandarin fish), 805 nucleotides. RefSeq names its product protease-associated domain-containing protein 1-like. The record is from RefSeq and is a predicted model, not a curated record. The coding region runs from base 139 to 744 and encodes 201 amino acids. The transcript has 5 exons. NCBI's taxonomy places the organism in Eukaryota, Metazoa, Chordata, Actinopteri, Centrarchiformes, Sinipercidae.
ACAUACGCAUGCGCAUGAAAAGAAGCACGGAAGUGGUUGCUAACCUGCUGCUCUGUUGUUCACUGACAUAACGACUGUUAACGUUACAUAUGGACAAUAGACCGCUCUCAAAUAUAGAGUCACACUGAAGUCUCGUGUAUGUUAAGGAGCUCUACAAAUGUCUUGAACAUGGCAAAGGUUGUUCGGACAACAGCUUUAGUUUUAUACCUCUGGAGUGUUUUCAUGCAGUUCAGUCGCAUGUCAGGUCUUGGGAUCAAUGAACUGCUUUAUUUCCGGGUCAUCAGUCCAGAGGAGAUAGGGUACAUCUUCAGUGCAGCACCUGCUAAAGAUUUCGGGGGAGAUUUUACGUCAUUUUAUGAUGAGAUUUUCCUCGUGCCAGCAGACCCAGCAGAUGGCUGCUCAGACCUGGAGGACAGAGAAAUCAUCCAGGGACAAGUAAUCCUGGUGGAAAGGGGAGGUUGCUCCUUUGUGCAAAAGACCCGACAUGUUGAGGAAGCAGGAGGCAAAGCUGUUCUGAUUGCUGAUAAUGCAGUGGACAAUGACAGUCAGUACCUUGAUAUGAUCACUGAUGGAAGCGCUGCCAUACCAAGCAUACCUGCUCUAUUCCUUCUGGGACGUGAUGGGAUGAUGAUCAGACGAUCUCUUCAGAGACAAGCACUUCCGUGGGCCGUCAUUUCCAUUCCCGUCAAUGUUUCCUCUUUGGCCUCAUUCCCACUCAAGCAGCCCCCAUGGACACUGUGGUAGAAAUGACGCCCACCCACAACUUCAUGCAUUUCCUCACUCAAUAAACAUUCUUUCAUCAGUG